Rhinichthys klamathensis goyatoka is the source of this 3179-nucleotide messenger RNA. RefSeq names its product carnitine palmitoyltransferase 1Ab (liver) (gene cpt1ab). The coding region runs from base 144 to 2471 and encodes 775 amino acids. The record is from RefSeq and is a predicted model, not a curated record. Gene Ontology annotation, cellular component: mitochondrion. Gene Ontology annotation, molecular function: carnitine O-palmitoyltransferase activity. The transcript has 19 exons. Gene Ontology annotation, biological process: fatty acid metabolic process; carnitine metabolic process. NCBI's taxonomy places the organism in Eukaryota, Metazoa, Chordata, Actinopteri, Cypriniformes, Leuciscidae.
AUUCAUUCAUAUCUUACACUAAAAGCAGGCGGCGGCAAAACGGCGCGUUUCCUACAGUGAAACAGUAAUCCACAUCGUCCAUAUUUCAGGAAAGGACGUAGAGGCUCUUUGACUCUGUGAGGCAGUGACAGUGUGCAGUCAGCAUGGCAGAAGCUCAUCAGGCGGUGGCCUUCCAGUUCACCGUCACUCCUGAUGGCAUCGACCUGCAUCUGUGCCACGAGGCCUUGCGCCAGGUCUACCUGUCAGGCCUUCACUCCUGGAAGAAGAGGUUCAUCAGGUUUAAGAAUGGUGUGAUGACUGGGGUCUAUCCUGGAAGUCCUUCAGGGCUCCUGGUUGUUCUGGUGGGUUAUAUGUCCUCCACCAAAUAUGCAAAAAUAGACCCCUCCCUUGGGAUAUUCACUAAACUAUCGACACACCUACCAAUCAGUAAGUACGUAACAGAAGAAGGGCAGCGUAUUGUUGGUGGUGUGCUGGUUGGGACUGGAUUGUGGAUUACUGUGACUUUCGUUAUGAGGAACAUCCUUAAGUGCUUGCUGUCCUGGCAUGGCUGGAUGUUCAGUCGCCAUGGAUCUUUAUCCCUGAAAACAAAGGUUUGGCUGGUAUUGGUGAAGUUAUUUUCUGGGCAAAAGCCAAUGCUCUACAGCUUCCAGAGUUCACUGCCGCGGUUGCCAGUGCCUCUCGUAAAAGACACCGUCAGAAGAUAUCUUGAGUCAGCUCGUCCUCUGAUGGACGACGAACAGUACGAACGUAUGGAGGGAUUGGCAAAGGACUUUGAGAAGAACUUGGGCCCCAAACUGCAGUGGUACUUGAAGCUCAAAUCCUGGUGGACAUCCAAUUACGUCAGUGACUGGUGGGAAGAGUAUAUUUACCUCAGAGGUCGAGGACCAAUCAUGGUCAACAGCAACUACUAUGCAAUGGACUUCCUCUAUGUGAUCCCGACUUCCCUCCAAGCUGCCCGUGCUGGUAAUUCCAUCCACUUACUCAUGAUGUACAGAAGAAAACUGGACAGAGCACAGAUCAAACCAUUAUUCUUGCUGGAGAACCGAGUGCCGCUGUGCUCGGCACAGUGGGAGCGGAUGUUUAACUCGUCCCGCAUUCCCGGGCUUGAGACAGACGUCCUUCAGCAUGUGAACGAGAGCAAACACAUCGCCGUGUUCCACAAGGGCCGCUUUUACAAGGUGUGGAUGUUUUACGACGGGCGGCUGCUGUUGCCUCGAGAAAUUGAGCAGCAGAUUGAGAGGAUCUUGAUGGACAAGUCCGAGCCUCAGCCAGGAGAGGAGAAGCUGGCCGCUUUGACAGCGGGCGACAGAGAUCCCUGGGCCAAAGCCCGCACACAGUUCUUCAGUCGCGGGAAGAACAAGCAGUCUCUGGAUGCGGUGGAGAAGGCCGCUUUCUUUGUCACUCUGGACGACAGCGAACAGCGCUUUGAGCCGGACAAUCCGGUCCAGUCGCUGGACAGAUACGGCAAAUCUCUGCUGCAUGGAAAGUGUUAUGACAGAUGGUUCGACAAGUCUUUCAACCUUAUUGUGUUCAAGAACGGCGCUAUGGGAUUGAAUGCAGAACACUCCUGGGCCGAUGCUCCCGUCGUUGGCCAUUUGUGGGAGCAUGUCUUGUCAUCGGAUCCAGUGCGACUGGGCUAUAGUGAGGAUGGACACUGCAAAGGAAACCCCCACCCCAACCUCCCGGGACCCCAGAGACUGCAGUGGGACAUCCCAGAGGAGUGCCAGACAGUGAUCGACAGCUCUCUGAAAGUGGCCCAAACUCUGGCGGACGACGUGGACAUGCACAUAUUCCCCUUCAGCGACUUUGGCAAAGGCCUGAUCAAGAAAUGCAAGACAAGCCCUGACGGCUUUAUUCAGAUCGCCCUCCAGCUGGCACACUUCAGAGAUAAAGGCAAGUUCUGCCUGACGUACGAAGCGUCCAUGACGCGUCUGUUCAGAGAGGGCCGCACUGAGACCGUGCGCUCCUGCACCACUCAGACCUGCGACUUCGUCCGAGCCAUGAUGAAUGACAAAGCGACGAGAGAAGAGAAGUUGACGCUGCUGAAAGCGGCAGCAGAAAAGCACCAGGAUAUGUACAGACUGGCCAUGACAGGAAACGGCAUCGACCGCCAUCUUUUCUGCCUCUACUUAGUGUCCAAGUACCUCGGCGAAGAUUCAGCGUUCCUCAAAGAGGUGUUGUCCGAGCCCUGGAGGUUGUCCACCAGUCAGACUCCUCUCCAACAGGUCGAUCUGUUUGAUUUAAAGAGACAUCCAGAAUAUGUCACCAGCGGAGGUGGAUUUGGACCGGUUGCUGAUGAUGGUUAUGGUGUAUCAUAUAUUAUUCUUGGAGAAGACCUCAUCAACUUCCACAUAUCCAGCAAACACUCUAGCCCAGAGACUGAUUCUCACCGCUUUGGAAGUAUCAUUAAACAGGCGAUGCUUGAAAUCCUGGAGCUUUUCCAGCUUGACAACAAAACUAAAGACAAGUGAUCUGUCUCUUCUCGUUGUCUCAUCUCUGAAAAAGGGAAAUCAUUUUAAAAUAUUUGAAACAGAGGGCUGAUCCUCCUUAGGCAUGUACAGAGUAAUUGUUGGUUUUAAUUUAAAUUAUGAUUCAAAGAAUGGUAAUUUAAAUAAGAUGGAGCAUGUUAUCUGGGCAUUUGGUUAAACUGCAUUGCAUUGUUUUCGAGUGUAAAUGACGAGAAAUUACAUUGUGGUUGGGGAGUUCACAGAUCGUACGAGAUAUUUUUGUUUGUUCUGGGAUGUAUUCAUACACAGUUGCCUUAAUCUCUGGAAUGGAUGUGAAUGUGCUUGAAGAUCCAGCAGAGAGCUGUUGCCUUUCUGUGCUGCUGUACAUUCAGAUUUUCACUUUUGCUCUUUCGUUCAAACAUUGAAAUAGGUUUUUUUGGGGUUUUUUUCAGAUGAAUUUCUCAGGUUUGCAACUAAUUUAUUCACUUUGUUGUGAGUUGAAUUGUUUCUGAAGGAACACUGUGGCAGGUUACAGGGAAGAUAUACAGGGAAGACAUGCCAGAUAUUUCAAUAAUAUAGGGCAACAAUACAUAUUUUUCUGUCACUUGUGUUUUUGUAUUUGCACAUGCUCAAAAAUAACUUAUUUAUAGGACUCACAACACUCAAACCACACUCCACAUAAUGUAAGAACGUAGCUCGCUGUAUGUUCACACUAUGUUUUUUUUUUUUUUG